AUGGAUGUUGAUCCUGUGGAUACAUCUGAGAGAGAUGGACCACUGUCUUUCCAAUUGCAAAACAAAGAGAAGGUUGAGGAUUCCUUGGAGGGGAAAGCGGAAGUUAAUGAAAUUGUACAAGGCAAUGGGGGCAUUGCACUUCCAAUUGAGGAGGGGCUUGCGAAUAUAUCAGAAAGCAGGGACCCCUCUCAGGUUGCGGCAGUUACUUUGGAAGAUGUAUUAGAGGAAAAUAACUCUUCAUCCUUGCCAACAGAGGAUGAGGAGAAGGUUGGAAUCUCAUCGGAGAGAAAUGAGGAACAGUAUGAUGCUGAGUUUGGUGAUGGGAUGGAUGCCUCUCUGGCUGUUGGGGCCGGGCUUGGAAUGGUGCCAAGUGUAGAUGAAUUUCAGUCUGCUAGUAUCAUACCUGAAGAUGUUUCCACUAUUGAUCAGUCCCCUCUCCAAGUGAAGAAUGAAGAAAAAGUCGAGGAACCUGCUGAGGUGAGACUGGAUACCGAAGCUGGUGAUGGGAAGGAUUCUUCUCCGAUGGGUAGGGCUGUACUUGAAGAGGAGCCUAGUGUGGAUGAAUCUCAGUCUGCUAAUAUUGAACCUGAAGAUAUUUCCACAAUUGAUCAGUCCUCUCUCCUAGAGAAGAAUCAAGAGAAAGUUGAGGACCCUGCUGAGGUGAGGCUAGAUACUGAAGUUGGUGAUGGGAAUGAUGUUUCUCCAGUUGGUGGGGCUGUGCUUGAAGAGGUGCCAAGCGUGGAUGAAUCUCAGUCUGUUAGUAUUGAACCUGAAGAUGUAUCCACAAUUGAUCAGUCCUCUCUCCUAGGAAAGAAUCGAGAGAAAGUUGAGGACCCUGCCGAGGAGAGACUAUGUACUGAUGUUGGUGAUGGGAACAAUACUUCUCCAGUUGGUGGGGCUGUGCUUGAAGAGGUGCCAAUUGUGGAUGAAUCUCAGUCUGCUUGUAUUGAACCUGAAGAUGUUUCUGCAAUUGAUCAGUCCUCUCUCCUAGGAAAGAAUCAAGAGAAAGUUGAAGACCCUGCCGAGGAGAGACUAUGUACUGAGGUUGGUGAUGGGAAUGAUACUUCUCCAGUUGGUGGGGCUGUGCUUGAAGAGGCGCCAAUUGUGGAUGAAUCUCAGUCUGCUUGUAUUGAACCUGAAGAUGUUUCUGCAAUUGAUCAGUCCCCUUUCCUAGGGAAGAAUCAAGAGAAAGUUGAGGACCCUGCCGAGGUGAGACUAGGUACUGAAGUUGGUGAUGGGAAUGAUGCUUCUCUGGUUGGUGGGGCUAUGCUUGAAGAGGUGCCAAGUGUGGAUGAAUCUCAGUCUGCUAGUGUUGAACCUAAAGGUGUUUCCACAAUUGAUCAGCCCCCUCUCCUGGGGAAGAGUGAAGAGAAAGUUGAGGACCCUGCUGAGAUGAAACUAGAUACUGAAGUUGGUGAUGGGAAGGAUCCUGCUGAGGUGAAACUAGAUACUGAAGUUGGUGAUGGGAAGGAUGCGGCUUGUGGGACUGUGCUUGAAGAGGUGCCCCGUGUGGAUGAAUUUCAGUCUGCUAGUCUUGUACCAGAAAAUGUUUCCACAAUCGAUCAGUCUGAGGAGAAUGAAGAUAAUGUUGAGGACCCUUCUGAGGUGAGAAUGGAAAUGUGUGAAACUGAUGAUGGAAGGGGUUCUUCUCAGCUUACUGGGGUUGUGCAGGAAAAUGUUCAGACUGGAGGUCAGUCACAGGUUGCUGCAUCGUUGCUGGAACCCGAGAAUGCAUCUUUCCAGGUGGAUGGCGAAGAAAAGGUGGAGGAUUUGUCUUUGGAGAAGAUGGAAAUUCUUGAAGAUAAAGUUGGUGAUGGAAUUGAUGUCGGUGGGACUGCUCCUAAAAUUGCAUCAGAAAGGUUGGAUCAUUUUCAGGAUGUUGGAACUUUGCCUGACGACUCAUCAGAAAAGAACCCACCUCCAUCUUCUGCUAAUGAAGACGAUGAGUCGGCUGCUGAUGGAACUGUGCCUGUGCCUGAAGACUUGUCAGAAAAUAACCCACCUCCAUCUUCUACCUGUGCAAACGGUGAGUCGGCUGCUGAUAAGGCUGUACCUAGGCCUGGAGACUCGUCAGAAGAGAACCCACCUCCAUACUCUGCUGAUGCAAACGAGUCACUUGCCGAUCGAACUGUGCCUGUGCCCGACAACUCGUCUGAAAAGAACCCACCUGCAUCUUCUGCCGAUGCAAAUGACGAGAUGCUUGCUGAUGGAACUGUGCCUGUGCCUGAUGACUCGUCAGAAAAGAACCCACCUCCACCUUCUGCUGAUGCAAACGAUGAGUUGGGAGAGAAAGCCACCGAAGAAAUUCCAGUUUCUGACAACACAGAAGAAAGUAAGGAGUGA
This is a messenger RNA of Eucalyptus grandis, 2343 nucleotides long. RefSeq lists its product as uncharacterized. The coding region runs from base 1 to 2343 and encodes 780 amino acids. The record is from RefSeq and is a predicted model, not a curated record. NCBI's taxonomy places the organism in Eukaryota, Viridiplantae, Streptophyta, Magnoliopsida, Myrtales, Myrtaceae. The transcript has a single exon.